Molecule: messenger RNA, 258 nt
Organism: Westerdykella ornata
Lineage: Eukaryota; Fungi; Ascomycota; Dothideomycetes; Pleosporales; Sporormiaceae
Product: cytochrome c oxidase subunit 6B
Exons: 4
Coding region: 1-258 (85 amino acids)
Cellular component (GO): mitochondrion; respiratory chain complex IV
Source: RefSeq, a predicted model, not a curated record
AUGUCUGACGAGGAAGUAGAGACCAAGCCCUUCAAGUUCGUCACUGGCUUCGACGCCCGCUUCCCCAACCAGAACCAGACCAAGCAUUGCUGGCAGAACUACGUCGACUACCACAAGUGCAUCCUAGCCAAGGGCGAGGACUUUGCCCCUUGCCGCCAGUUCCUUUUGGCUUAUCGCUCCUUGUGCCCGAGUGCGUGGACCCAGCGAUGGGAUGACCAGCGCGAGGCGGGUAACUUCCCUUGCAAGCUCGACCAAUAG